UAGGACAUUUGUUUUCGUAGUUACGUCAAAGAAUUUAAAUUGUGAGAAUUGUAUGGUUGAAUGAAAGGUGCUUGCGGAGAUAAAUAUAAAUAUAAUUUCUUAUAGCAGUUUUAUAAUCGUAUUACGUAGAUACUUUGGUGGAAAGAAAAAUUAGAAUCGUUGUAAUAUUAUUGUUAAAUGUUAUCUUGAUAUAAUAUUCAAUGUAGUUUGAACUGACCGCAUAUAUAUCUUCAUUAUUUUGUGUCAAUGAUCUAAAAUAACAGUGGGAACAUGGAUCUCAUUUCUGAUCUGAACAAAAGCCAGCAAUUUAUGAACAGUAGAAACUACGAUGAUGCUGAAACACUUCUUGUCAAUAUCAUCUCUUUAUUAGAAAGAAAAAAAGCAGACUUAGAAAGGGAUCAAAUUUUAGCAAAGGUAUAUAAUUUUCUGGGCCUCGUGUUAUACAAAAAGGUGGAAUUUGAUAGAGCAGUUUCUUUCUAUGAUAAGGCCAUUCAGAUGAACAAUUCUUUAGCAGCUGCUUAUUAUAACAGAGGAACUAUUCGCUAUAGAUUAGGUUUUUAUGAUGAUGCUGUAUCAGAUAUGGAAAAAGCAGUGAAAAUUGAACCAGAAAAUGUGGAGUUUAAAUUUGGUUUGAAUGAAAGCCUGUUGACAUUGAAACACUGUGCUUUAAAUGCAGACGAAUUAUAACAGAAAUUUUAUUAUAUAUUUUUGUCUUUAAUAAUAUGCAGAAAUAUAUUUUUGUCUUUAAUAUUUUGUAAAGUCUUUAUGUUGCUAAAAUUUUAAUAAAAACAGGCAUAGAACUUUUUAUACAAUGAUAUUUUACUGUAAAUAUAAAAAAUAAAUAGUUGAAUCUGAGCCGCUCUCACCAUUAAGGUGGCAGGACAUUCUAUUCCAUGUUUUUUUUUUUUUUUUUUUUUUUUUUUUUUUUUUUUUUUUUUAAGAAUUUUGAUAUCCAAAAAUUAUUAUCGUAUUCUGUAUUCUUUUCUUUAAGUUAGAAGUAGCUGUCUUGAAAGUAUGACUACGAUGAAAAUUUUUAUUGUUUGGCAGCUAACUUCCUGUAUUUUACUUUAACUAAUAGCUAUGAUUAUUAUGACAGUGAUGUAAUUCAGCACUGAAAUGUUCAAGUUUCUUCCUGUAAAAUAAAAUGUAAUAAUUAUUUGUAUCA
Molecule: messenger RNA, 1165 nt
Organism: Stegodyphus dumicola
Lineage: Eukaryota; Metazoa; Arthropoda; Arachnida; Araneae; Eresidae
Product: tetratricopeptide repeat protein 32-like
Source: RefSeq, a predicted model, not a curated record